CCUACUUUGCUUCACCCAGAAAAAUGGUGUGAAGAAUUCAACCACUUUAUAUCACAGUGUCUUAUUAAGGAUUUUGAAAAGCGGCCUUCCGUCACACACCUCCUCGACCACCCAUUUAUUAAAAGAGUCCACGGGAAGGUUUUGUUUCUGCAAAAACAGCUGGCCAAGGUCCUCCAAGACCAGAAGCACCUAAACCCUGUUGUUAAAACCAGGCAUGAAAGGAUGCAUACCGGAAGACCCUAUCAUGUGGAAGAUGCUGAAAAAUACUGCCUUGAGGAUGAUUUGGUCAAUCUAGAGGUUCUGGAUGAGGAUACAAUUACUCAUCAGUUGCAGAAGCGUUAUGUGGACUUGCUGAUUUACACCUAUGUUGGAGACAUCUUAAUUGCCUUAAACCCCUUCCAGAAUCUAAGCAUAUACUCUCCACAGUUUUCCAGACUUUAUCAUGGAGUGAAACGCGUCUCAAAUCCCCCCCACAUAUUUGCAUCAGCAGAUGCUGCUUACCAAUGCAUGGUUACUUUCAGCAAAGACCAGUGCAUUGUCAUCAGCGGAGAAAGUGGCUCUGGGAAGACAGAAAGUGCCCACCUGAUUGUUCAGCAUUUGACUUUCUUGGGAAAGGCCAAUAAUCAGACCUUGAGAGAGAAAAUUCUGCAAGUCAACUCCCUGGUGGAAGCCUUUGGAAAUGCAUGCACUGCUAUCAAUGACAAUUCCAGCCGAUUUGGAAAAUAUCUGGAAAUGAUGUUUACACCAACUGGAGCUGUGAUGGGGGCAAGAAUCUCUGAAUAUCUCCUUGAAAAAUCCAGAGUUAUCAAACAGGCAGCGGGAGAGAAAAAUUUUCACAUAUUUUACUAUAUUUAUGCUGGACUUUAUCACCAAAAGAAGCUUUCUGAGUUCAGACUUCCUGAGGAAAAGGCUCCUAGGUACAUAGCUGAUGAAACUGGAAGGGUGAUGCACGACAUAACUUCCAAGGAGUCUUAUAGAAGACAGUUUGAAGCAAUUCAGCAUUGCUUCAGGAUUAUAGGGUUCACUGACAAGGAGGUGCACUCAGUGUACAGAAUUUUGGCUGGAAUUUUGAAUAUUGGAAACAUUGAGUUUGCAGCUAUUUCCUCUCAACAUCAAACUGAUAAAAGUGAGGUGCCCAAUGCUGAAGCUUUGGAAAACGCUGCCUCUGUUCUCUGCAUCAGUCCCGAAGAGCUCCAGGAGGCACUCACCUCAUACUGUGUGGUCACCCGGGGCGAGACUAUCAUCCGCACCAACACCGUUGACAGGGCUGCGGACGUCCGAGAUGCCAUGUCCAAAGCCCUGUAUGGGAGGCUCUUCAGCUGGAUUGUAAAUCGCAUCAAUACACUCCUGGAGCCAGAAAAAAACAUUUGGCAAGUUCCCCCGGGGAGCAGAGGCCUCAGGAGAGCUGUCAUCGACCCCGGGUUUUCUUCUUCUCUCUCAUGCAGCAGUACAGUCAAUGGUAUGAAUGUGGGGAUCUUGGAUAUUUUUGGAUUUGAGAACUUUCAGAGAAAUUCAUUUGAGCAGCUCUGCAUAAAUAUCGCCAAUGAGCAAAUCCAGUACUAUUUCAAUCAGCAUGUUUUUGCUCUUGAGCAGAUGGAAUAUCAGAAUGAGGGCAUUGAGGCUACACCUGUGGAGUAUGAGGACAAUCGCCCACUCUUGGAUAUGUUCCUCCAGAAACCCCUGGGACUGCUUGCACUUUUGGAUGAGGAAAGUCAGUUUCCCCAAGCAACUGAUCAGACCCUAGUUGAUAAAUUUGAAGAUAAUCUACGAUGCAAAUACUUCUGGAGGCCCAAAGGAGUGGAGCUGUGCUUUGGAAUUCAGCACUAUGCUGGAAAGGUAUUAUAUGAUGCUUCUGGGGUUCUUGAGAAAAACAGAGACACUCUCCCUGCCGAUGUGGUUGUAGUCCUGAGAACGUCGGGAAACAAGCUUCUUCAGCAACUCUUCUCAAUCCCUUUGACCAAAACAGGUAACUUGGCCCAAACAAGAGCCAGGAUAACAGCCACCUCAAGAUCUUUGCCUCCGCAUUUCAGUGUUGGGAGAGCCAAGGUGGACACUCUAGAGGUGAUACGGCAUCCAGAAGAAACCACCAAUAUGAAGAGGCAGACCAUGGCUUCUUACUUCCGGUAUUCUCUGAUGGAUCUACUCUCCAAAAUGGUGGUUGGACAGCCCCACUUUGUGCGCUGCAUCAAACCCAAUGAUGAUCGAGAGGCGCUGAAGUUCUCCAGAGAGAGAGUGCUGGCCCAGCUCCGCUCCACGGGGAUCCUGGAGACGGUCAGCAUCCGCCGGCAGGGGUAUUCCCACCGCAUCCUCUUUGAAGAGUUUGUGAAAAGGUAUUAUUACUUGGCAUUCAGAGCACAUCAAACACCUCUUGCUAGCAAAGAAAGCUGUGUUGCUAUCUUGGAAAAGUCCAGACUAGAUGACUGGGUGCUGGGGAAAACAAAGGUUUUUCUCAAAUAUUACCACGUGGAGCAGUUAAAUUUGUUACUGCGAGAAGUCAUGGGCAGAGUGGUUGUGCUGCAGGCAUAUGCCAAGGGGUGGCUUGGAGCCAAGAGAUACAAAAGAGUCAGAGAGAAGAGAGAGAAGGGAGCUGUUGUCAUCCAGUCAGCCUGGAGAGGAUAUGAUGCUCGGAGGAAAUUUAAGAAAAUAAGCAACAGAAGGAGUGAGUCUGCUGUUCAUAUUCAAGCAGGGUGCCCUUCAGGCCAAAGCAGUGAUCUGCCUCGCACUGUCACAGGGGACACCGGGGGGAGACCCCAGGUUCAAGACUGCAGUGAGCCUGGUGACCUCAAAGUACUUGUUUGUUUUCCCUCGGUUCUGAGGGGCUCUGUAGAUCAAAAAAGGAGUCCACAAGCAGAAUCCAACAGUGGCCAUACAGAGACUUCAAGCAACUCUCCUGCUAUCAUUGAGAAAAUUCGGUAUUCACAAGCUCGGAGUUCUCCCAAAGGGUGUGAUGUCUUCGCAGGACGUCCAAAUAAGCACUCAGUUUCUGGGACUGAUUUGCUGUCUUCUCCGACAUGCCAUGCUGCUCCAGAUCACCCAGGACUGAGUCCCUUGAGGGGAGCCCCUGCAAAACUUGGUUCAGAAAAUGGUCUUGCACAGAAGCAGCGAACAUCUCACCGGAGAUGUCAGCAGCCCAAAAUGUUGAGUAGCCCUGAGGACACCAUGUACUAUAACCAGUUAAAUGGAACUCUAGAAUAUCAAGGGAGCAAGAGGAAGCCAAGAAAACUUGGCCAAAUCAAAGUGCUUGAUGGGGAAGAUGAUUAUUACAAAUCUCUGUCACCGGUGAACUCUAUCCCUGAGGAAGACAACUCAGCCUACUCUUUCUUUUUUUCCUCGUCCUCAAAAGGAGCAUCUUUUGCUCACCACUGAGCUAUACUUUCUGCCCCUCAAGUCUGUUGAGGGUAAGAACAAUCAUGGUAAUUGACUUGUCAUUUUAAGAAAGCACUGCAAUGGAGUUAGCUUCUUGGGACACGUGGUCUGUGCCUGCGCCUUGCUGAACAAUGUUCAGAUUCCUAAUCACUUUCUUAUGCCUCCAUUGCCCUCCCCACAUCUGCUGUGCAGCCUGAGCUGGACAAUUCUUCCUUUUCUCAUCCCACGGGUCUCUGUGGGACGCUGAGCACACUUCCGCUACAGUAGUAACUGUCAUUCAUGCCCUCAACAUCUAACAGGGUAACAAUCUCACAAUAAGCCAGUUGUAAAUGCUGAUAAUAUUUCUCUAUUUUUCCCACCAAGUCAAUCCAUGCAGAAUCUGCCCCUGUGAAAAUUCAAAAGUCCUUUUCCUCCUCACCUCUCCACUGCAAUACCCUUCCCCUUUGCUGGUCUUUCUACCCUGCCCACCUCUCCCCAGGGCCAGGGCUCCGUUGCUGAGUACUCACAUCCUGGGUGAGUGUACCCAAGGUCUC
This is a messenger RNA of Diceros bicornis minor, 3899 nucleotides long. RefSeq names its product myosin IIIB (gene MYO3B). The coding region runs from base 223 to 3366 and encodes 1047 amino acids. Gene Ontology annotation, cellular component: myosin complex. The transcript has 28 exons. The record is from RefSeq and is a predicted model, not a curated record. Gene Ontology annotation, molecular function: protein binding; ATP binding; cytoskeletal motor activity. Lineage: Eukaryota; Metazoa; Chordata; Mammalia; Perissodactyla; Rhinocerotidae.